AUGGAGAGUGGGAAGGAAGUGCUGCUCCUGAAGACGCUCCUAGUCCAACACCAACAGGCCCGCAGAUGGCUGAGCCCCUUCAUUGUCACCUGUUCCAUCUACUUCCUCCUCUGGAUUCCUGAGAGCCAGUCGACCUGGGUCAGUGCCCUGGUCAAGAGCCUGCCUGUGCUCUCCCUGGUGGUGUACCCAUGGGCCCUGACCUCUGGCGGGAGCUACGCCUGGCUUCUCCAGGGAGGCCUUGUGUGCUCGGCUGUGGGGAACGCCUGCCUCAUCUGGCCCGAGGCCUUCCUUCAUGGUAUGACCGCCUUUGCUGCUGCCCACUUCCUGUAUUUCUGUGCCUUCGGGCUCUCCCCGCUGCAGCCGGCCCUGCUGCUGCUCACCAUCCUGGCCUCUGUGGUGUACUAUGGCCUGCUUCUGCUGUACCUUGAGCCGGACAUGUUCCUGCCAGUGGCAGUCUACGUGCUGGUGGUGUCCGCCAUGCUAUGGCGUGGCCUGGCCCAGGGUGGGAGUGCUGGCUGGGGCGCUCUGCUCCUCGCACUUUCUGAUGCCAUGCUGGCCUGGGAUGUCUUUGUCCACCCCCUGCCCUAUGCCCGCCUGGUGACCAUGUCCACCUACUACUUAGCCCAGCUGCUCAUCACCCUGUCAGUCAAGAGCCUAGGGCUCAAGAACGACUGA
This is a messenger RNA of Urocitellus parryii (Arctic ground squirrel), 675 nucleotides long. NCBI's taxonomy places the organism in Eukaryota, Metazoa, Chordata, Mammalia, Rodentia, Sciuridae. The record is from RefSeq and is a predicted model, not a curated record.